UUACCAACCCUUGCGCUUCGCUCGCGACUGUGCAGCAAGAAAAAUCAACGAAAAAAAAUCGGUGCGUGAUUACUCAAGAUUUUUCGAUCGUCGGCAACGAUUUGUCUUUCAGGAUGAUGAUGCAGCAGCAGAAGCAGCGGACGCCGUUGAAUCGGCUCUUAGCUCCAGUUGAAUCGUGCAACGAGUCGGGCCUCGUCGACGUCAGGACAUCGACGCGGAGCUCGUCCAAAUCGCCGAUAAUCAGAAAUCAGAGAACAUUGGAAACGAGGACAAGGACGACGUCGAGCACAUCGAGGGCAGCGGCAGCAGCAGCAGCAGCAACGACAGCGACGACAAAGACGGCAGUGUCGGCGGCGACGACGUGUCCAGCACGGCCAACGUCUUCGAGGCACGUCCAGCGAUCAACGACAUCGGUAGCGCCAAACUCGUCAGUCUCGUCGUUGUCGUCGUCAAGCUGGAACAGUAGUCGCGGGUCAUCGUCGACGUCGACGUCGUCGAGCAUCAGGAGACUGUCCGUGGCCGCCUGGGCCCUGGCGCUGCUGCUAGUGUUGGCGAGCUCGUGCUUCGGAGGCGCCGAGGCCGGCUCCAUCAUGGGCGACUCGUUCAGCAAGCGCAGCUUCAUGGACAUCCAGUGCAAGGGCUUCUACGACAGGAGCCACUUCGCCCGGCUCGAUCGCAUCUGCGAGGACUGCUACAAUCUGUUCCGCGAGCCCCAGCUCCACUCGCUCUGCAGAAACAACUGCUUCACGUCGGAAUAUUUUAAGGGAUGUAUGGACGUGCUACUGCUUCAGGACGAGGAGGCCAAGAUACAGCAAGCGAUCAAGAUACUGCACGGAGCCGAUCCUGGGGUUUAGGCAAAACUGUUUUAGCAGCGAAUACUUCACCAGCUGCAUCCAAGCUUUAUUAUUGGAGGACGAGAAGGAGAAAUUUCAAGAGUUUGCUGAGUAUCUCGGUCGUAGGAAAUAAAAAAACAAACAAACAAAUAAGCAUACAAAAAAAAUCAACAACAAAAAAUCAUCAGUAUCGAUCGUAUGAACUACACACCUCAGAAUAGUUGUAAUGCGGCUUUAAUGGAAUUAGAAAUCUCAAUGUAAGCUUUCGAUAAUACAGAGAAAAUCAGUAAGAGGGAGAGAGUACAUCGACGCUGAAAAGGAAGAAAUCGAAAAUUACACGUGCCUGCAAUGUAAAAGAUUGGCAAGAGCUGCAAAGAGAGAUUGACAAAGGUGAACCGAAUAAAAAAAAAAGGUUUUCGGCUAUUAUAAAAUGAGUGUGUGUAUGAAAAGUGUAACUGAAACAACAAAAGUAAAAAAAAAACAAAAAAAAGUCGUACGGUAGUCAAAAUAUUUAUCCCAUAUAUAAUUAAAGGAAUAAAAUCAUACAAAAAUUCUAGUCGAUGAAUAUAAUAUUAUAUUAUAAUAAUAAUAAUGAAUGUAUAAUAUACAAUAAAUGUAUAUCCGCGCGCGGGCGUGCCGUGCACGAUCACACACGAACAGAAAAACAUUACUCACACCUGCAGAGAUACGCAAACAUAUAGAGAGAAAAAUAGUUAUUGCGGGAGGACUUGCUGAAGAUGGCGAAGGAAAAAAAUUGAAAUUUAAAGAAAAAUUAAUUAGAAGCAUCAAUUAGAAACGCGAUACAACUAAAAAAAAAUUUAAUCAACUAAGACAGGAAAACUGUGCACCGCACGUAUAUCAUUUAUUUUAUUAUAAUGAAUUAGAAUUUUUUUUCUUCAAACAAUGAAUGAAGUAUCUAUAUGACUUAUGCCUAUAUUAUUACUGUGUACAUGAAUUAAUUACUAUUAUAUAUAGUUCACUUUAUUGUAAUAGCUUUUAAAAAGUACUACUACGACUACUACAGCUGUUAUUGCUACUACUACUUUAACUACAGCUAUUUCUAUUAUAUACAAUGGUUUGUUAAGUAACGUAAAAUUAGCAGUUAUUAUUAUUAUUACUAUCACUACAAUACUAUAAUUAUAAUUUUUAAUCUAAUGGUAACUUUUUUGCGUAAGAUAGUUGUAGUAAUUUUGUCAAGAGUAUGCAUUGCUUACAUUUUUUUUAUUUUUCUUUUUUUUUUUUUAAUAGUGUACAAUGUAUAAUGUAUUUUUGCGGCUGAAAAUGUAUGUAUAGUGACGAACUCUGCGCGCGUCGACUGGAUUUCGAGGUGUUUACAUUAUAUGACUAUAAUUAUAUACAUGUAUGUUUCGGGCCAUAAGUGCACGGUAUCUUUCACUUAGAAAGUCUAGUAUUUGAUGUAUAUUACAUUAACAUAACAAAUAUGAAUUAUGUGUGCAAUUGGAGCGUCGAGGUUUACUAUUACUUGGCAUAAUUUAGUUUGUUUCGACAGUGCCUGUGGAGAAGUGAAUGACGGGGGAGAGAACGAGGGUUGACUUCAUUCUUUGAAUUUUUUAUUUUAUUUUUCAAUAAGUUUCGACGCUGUGCCAAACUCGCAUCUUUUCAUUUUUCUCCAAAUACGAACGCAUUCGCCUUUCGAAGCGAUUUAUACAUUUACCUGUAGUAUUUAUCAACUUUAGUGCAGUUAAAAUGCCAAGUAUUAAUUGACUUUAAGUGUAUUCAGGAGAAUAAAAUUGGAUAACUGUGUCACCGAAAUUCCAAUUACUAUGGCGAGCGAGGGAUGAAUCGCAAAAUUAAGCUUUUUCUCUCUGUGUAACAUGUAUAACGUCGUGCAAACAAAAUGAUCAAAAUUAUUAUAAGAACAAAAAAAACAAACAAUUAAACAAAAAUCAGAAAAAAAAAGAAAAAGCAAAACCUGGAAAGAUGUAUUUUCGCGUAACGGGUACAUGAAAAAGAAGAAAGUGUGCGAAUGAAUGAGAGUAAACAUUGCUAGGAUUAAAAGCUAGAAUAUUAAUUGUGUGCGAGGACAAGAGGUGCGAGAAGUAUGAAGAAACGAAAAAGUUUAGAAUAAGUUAAUAAACAGACCAUUCCAUAAUCAGUAUUGUCAAGUCGUUUCGACACACAAAAGCGAAACAACUGCAGCCUGCAUUUUAUUGUUUUUAUUUUAUUAACUUUUCGUUUUUAGUUUUUGUAUACGCAAUAAAAAAGAAAAAAUCCUAAGAAUAUAACUUUUUUUUCUUCUGCAUCAUGAUAUUUAUGAAUAAUUUACCGGUUUCACGCGAUGAGGAGGAUCUUAUCGUUUCACAUCGAUAUUAAUCACCUACAAAUUUGGUCUCAAGCUCGGUCAAUCGUAUCUUUGUCAUAAUCAAACAAUUGUUUUUUAUCUGCUUCAUUUUUUAUCAAUAUCUAAUUGUAUUCACUUUAAAAUAUCGAUCGAGUGAAUUUCAAAAUGAACGACAGUCAAACAGUACCAAUAGUUCAUUUUACAAGUCUCGCGAGACGAAAUACUGCUUUAAGAAAUAACGAGUUCAUAAAGUAAGAAAUAAGACUACACUUAUUUUAUUUUGCAAAUUUGUAGAUUGUAAUUAUACUUUCGAUGGCUGAUAUAUCGAGUCGACUGUUUUUAUUUUGUUUAUAUUAUUUUAUUAUUGCUGCGAUUAUGAUAAACGGUUGAUUAAUUGCACUGGAAUAGCGUGCUUAGUGUAAUUGACUAUGACUUUAUUUUUUCACUAAAAAAAAAAAAUAAAAGGAAAAAAAAUAAGAUUAAAAAAAGCGGAAAAGAAAAAAGAACAUCAGUGCGAGAGUCGAAAUGACAAAUGUGUAUAUAUUAUUAUUCCAUUUGAUUGUACUGAGUAAAUCAAUGAGAUUUUUUGUCCCUUGUGCAUCCUACUAUUAGUAACAUUAUCGUCAUUGCAAUUACAGCUUUUUUUCUCAUCUACAUGUUGCUUUUUACUGGCGUUAUGAUUACUGCGAUAUUUAUAAAUUUUCAUUUAAUGUGAAUUUGAAAUAGCUGAUAUUUUUUGUUUUCUUCCAAAAAUGAUGGGUGAGAUUUCUCCCUUCGAUUAAUUAAAAAAAUUUUACUGAUUGACGCUAAUAGCUACGCUUCGUGUUGAAAAAAAAGAGAGAGCAGAAAAUUAUUCUAUAAUCUAUGUAAAAGAGAAAAAAAUAUUAUGUAUAACACCG
Molecule: messenger RNA, 4034 nt
Organism: Trichogramma pretiosum
Lineage: Eukaryota; Metazoa; Arthropoda; Insecta; Hymenoptera; Trichogrammatidae
Gene: ITP
Product: A-agglutinin anchorage subunit
Exons: 4
Coding region: 114-854 (246 amino acids)
Biological process (GO): circadian rhythm
Cellular component (GO): extracellular region
Molecular function (GO): neuropeptide hormone activity
Source: RefSeq, a predicted model, not a curated record